GGCAGCCGGGUAUCUUAUUCUUAAAGGAGACGCAGCGCCCGAGACUUCCGGGUGUGGAGGGCACACGGGCGGCGGAGGACGAGAGGGGAAUGUGCGGCAGCCCGGCUCUGCUAGGAGGGGCCCUGACUGCCAGAAAACAAUGGAGGAGAAGAAGCGCCCGGACGCGGUUGGUGACGCUGAGACCUCCAAGGGACCCCCGCCCCCCUGCGCCUCCUCCACUGCAGCCAAGAACCUCGCCAUCCUCAAGGAGCGUUCCUUCGACAUCAACUUCGAUGUUGGCGAUGAGUACGAGAUCAUCGAGACCAUUGGCACCGGGGCCUACGGCGUGGUGUCCUCCGCACGGAGAAAAGACACCGGUCAGAAGGUCGCCAUCAAGAAGAUCCCCAACGCCUUCGACGUGGUGACCAACGCCAAGCGCACCCUGCGGGAGCUGAAGAUCCUCAAACACUUCAAACACGACAACGUCAUCGCCAUCAAGGACAUCCUGAGGCCCGCAGUGCCCUACUGCGACUUCAAGUCCGUGUACGUGGUGCUGGACCUCAUGGAGAGCGACCUCCACCAGAUCAUCCACUCCUCGCAGCCCCUGACACUGGAGCACGCCCGCUACUUCCUGUACCAGCUGCUGCGGGGGCUGAAGUACAUCCACUCCGCCAACGUCCUCCACCGGGAUCUGAAGCCCAGUAACCUCCUCAUCAACGAGAACUGUGAGCUGAAGAUUGGGGACUUCGGGAUGGCGCGGGGGAUGUGCACCAAGCCGGACGAGUAUAAGUACUUCAUGACUGAGUACGUGGCCACCCGCUGGUACCGCGCCCCGGAGCUCAUGCUGUCGCUGCACGAGUACACCCAGGCCAUCGACAUGUGGUCUGUUGGUUGCAUAUUUGCCGAAAUGUUGGGGCGCAAGCAGCUGUUUCCUGGGAAGAACUACAUCCACCAGCUGCAGCUCAUCAUGACGGUGCUCGGGACGCCCUCCAGCCAGGUCAUCCGGGCCAUCGGUGCCGAGCGGGUGCGAGCCUACAUCCAGAGCCUGCCCUCCCGACAGCCGGUGCCGUGGACAGACCUGUACCCUCAAGGAGACCGCAAAGCCCUCGACCUCUUGUCCAAAAUGUUGCGGUUUGACCCGUGGGAAAGGAUCUCUGUGCGUGAAGCCCUGCGCCACCCAUUCUUAUCCAAAUACCACGACCCAGAUGACGAGCCGGAGUGCGUGCCCGCUUUCGACUUCGGCUUCGACAAGAAGAUCCUGACCAAGGAGCAGAUUAAGGAGGCCAUUGUGGGCGAGAUCGACGGCUUCCACCGCAGACGGGAGGGCAUCCGCCGGCAGAUCAGCUUCAAGCCCGCCUUAAAACCGGCGGUAGAGGGGCCAGGGCCGGACACUAUGGUGAGAGAAGACGACUUCCACUCCCCGCCACUUCCCCCACCCUUAGAGGGGCAGGAUGUGGACAUGCCCAGCGCCAACUCCGCUAGAGACAGGACAGACUUUCCUAUGGAGUCGCCAAGAGUUCCCGAGAAGCCGGAGACCAUUGACCUGACGUCCCCUGUGGAGAGCGAAGAGCCGGAACAACAGCGGGUGAAAGAGGAGGAAAAAGAGGAGGCACCGCUUAUCAAAGCUGAUCCAGAGCCUGUGCCAAAGAGAGAGGGCGCCAUAUCUGAUGAUACUAAGGCAGCACUAAAGGCGGCUCUACUGAAAUCAGCCCUACGGAAUAAAUCAAAGGAUGCGCCAUGUUCGAUACCUGAGACUCCUGAUGUGAAGAAACCAAUAACCGCCCAGGAACGUCAGCGGGAGCGCGAAGAGAAGAGGAAGAGGCGGCAGGAGCGCGCCCGGGAGAAGGAGAAGAAGCAGAAGGAGAAGGAACGUCGUGAUAUAAGGAAAGCCGAAGGGUUCGGGGGGCUGGUUUUGAGUGAGAAUGAUAAAAACCUUCUGGAGCGCUGGACCCGGAUGAUUGACCAGACCCAUCUACAAGUCCUGCCCCCGACUGGCCACAACACCCCGGCCCCUAACCCAGCAGUGAUAUGCCCAGACAUCUGCCCUGUCGCCCAGCCUCUUCCACCACAAACAGUAUUUGCUGUGACUAACCUUAAUCCAGUCCCAGAGGUCAGGAACCAGCAGAACGGUCCCGUCCCCACCCCGCGGUCCAUGGCUCCUAGCAUCCAGUUCAUGCCCCGCUGCCUAAACCCCUGCCCUGUACCCAACCUCCUCCACUAUGUGCCUCCGGCCUCCACCGCCUUCCAGAUUGGCCCGGUAGUGCUGGCGCCUCACGUGAAGCCGACGACUCCUCCACUCACUACUCCGACUCCUCUCGCUGCUCAGGCCCCUCCAGACGUCAAGUUUCUUUCCAGCGGCCAAGUCUUACCCGGACCGUUCCCGGCUCCUGCGCGGCUCAACCCAACAUGGAACAGAGGAGGACGCCAAGACGGCUGGCCGGCACCCGACACCGCAGACGGAAAGGGCAGCUCCGUCUCCGUGGAUCCGGCAUUGUUCCUGCGCAACCCUGCCGACAUUGAGCGCCCCCCACAGCAAGGGACCGGAAUGUCCUACCCCGGAGGAGCUGGGGAUUGUCGCGUCCAGGAGGGGAUCAAGUCCCAGGAUCUAACGCCUCUUCCAGCCGCCACCUUCACCGGUGCGGACACCGGCGCGGUUACUCCGGAUAUCAACCUGGUGACGCAACAGCUGUCAAGGUCUCAGGUGGAGGACGUGUUGCCCCCCGUCUUCUCUGUCACCCCCAAGGGAAGUGGCGCAGGUUAUGGGGUGGGCUUCGACCUGGAGGAAUUUUUGAACCAGUCCUUCGAGAUGGCUCCGGAAAACCGCGAAAGCCUGGUGGACUCCACUCCUCUGUCCGCCUCCCUCCUGGCCGACUGGUUGGAUGUUCAUCGUAUGAAUCCCGCAGACAUGGCGUCUCUUCAGGAGGAUCUCCAGCUGGGAUCUCCCAUGAGCCUCUCCGACAUCCCCGACCUCCAGGAUGGAUGAGGUCACGGAGGUCACGGUCGCCAGGACAUUAUAUCUCCAGACAAAGGGCUGCAUGUAUAUAGACGUGCCCUGCAUGAGCGGGUGGUGCCCCGGAGCGGGCACUGGAGGAAGAGGAUCGGGGGCCGUGCCAUGGAGCGCUGAGGAGGUACUAGGAAGAGACUGUGCUCUGCAGUAUAUACAGGGGCCUGCCUACACCAGGGACUGUGCUCUGCAGUAUAUACAGGGGCCUGCCUACACCAGGGACUGUGCUCUGCAGUAUAUACAGGGGCCUGCCUACACCAGGGACUGUGCUCUGCAGUAUAUACAGGGGCCUGCCUACACCAGGGACUGUGUUCUGCACUAUAUACAGGGGCCUGCCUACACCAGGGACUGUGCUCUGCAGUAUAUACAGGGGCCUGCCUACACCAGGGACUGUGUUCUGCACUAUAUACAGCGGCCCGCCUACACCAGGGACUGUGCUCUUCACUAUAUACAGCGGCCUGCCUACACCAGGGACUGUGCUCUGCAGUAUAUACAGGGGCCUGCCUACACCAGGGACUGUGCUCUGCAGUAUAUACAGGGGCCUGCCUACACCAGGGACUGUGCUCUGCACUAUAUACAGCGGCCCGCCUACACCAGGGACUGUGUUCUGCACUAUAUACAGCGGCCCGCCUACACCAGGGACUGUGCUCUGCAGUAUAUACAGGGGCCUGCCUACACCAGGGACUGUGCUCUGCACUAUAUACAGCCGCCCACCUACACCAGGGACUGUGCUCUGCAGUAUAUACAGGGGCCUGCCUACACCAGGGACUGUGCUCUGCACUAUAUACAGCCGCCCACCUACACCAGGGACUGUGCUCUUCACUAUAUACAGCCGCCUGCCUACACCAGGGACUGUGCUCUGCAGUAUAUACAGCGGCCUGCCUACACCAGGGACUGUGCUCUGCACUAUAUACAGCCGCCCACCUACACCAGGGACUGUGCUCUUCACUAUAUACAGCCGCCUGCCUACACCAGGGAAUGUGCUCUGCAGUAUAUACAGCGGCCCGCCUACACCAGGGACUGUGCUCUGCAGUAUAUACAGCGGCCCGCCUACACCAGGGACUGUGCUCUGCACUAUAUACAGCGGCCUGCCUACACCAGGGACUGUGCUCUGCAGUAUAUACAGGGGCCUGCCUACACCAGGGACUGUGCUCUUCACUAUAUACAGCCGCCUGCCUACACCUGUGAUUCAGG
Messenger RNA from Hyla sarda, 4177 nucleotides. RefSeq names its product mitogen-activated protein kinase 7 (gene MAPK7). Gene Ontology annotation, molecular function: ATP binding; MAP kinase activity. Gene Ontology annotation, biological process: protein phosphorylation; intracellular signal transduction; cell surface receptor signaling pathway. The record is from RefSeq and is a predicted model, not a curated record. Gene Ontology annotation, cellular component: nucleus; cytoplasm. Bases 140 to 2962 code for a protein of 940 amino acids. The transcript is spliced from 7 exons. Lineage: Eukaryota; Metazoa; Chordata; Amphibia; Anura; Hylidae.